Molecule: messenger RNA, 1014 nt
Organism: Rotaria sordida
Lineage: Eukaryota; Metazoa; Rotifera; Eurotatoria; Philodinida; Philodinidae
Source: the annotation of a GenBank genome assembly
AUGUUUCCAGAAAGUAAACAUGCUAUUUCAUCAUUCCCAUUUUUUAAUGAUGAUGAUGAACUGGCCAUGGCAAUGAAAUAUUAUCUACAAAUGGAUGUCGAUAUGUUCUAUAUGAAAAUCUCUCCAUUAAUAACAAUUGAAUAUAAUUUCUCUGAUCAAGAUCUUUUUUUUCAAAAUGAAUAUCAACAGCCUGUUGUAUCGUAUACACUUCAACAUUGUAAACAAAUCAAUUGUUAUUUAUGUCAAUUAUCUUCAUUCUUAUCAGGUUCAAUGAUUCAAUUUGAUUCGUAUAUGAAACAUUGUUUUGCUAAUCAAUAUCAAUCUAUAUUAAAUGGUCCAGCAACCUGUCAAACAAUGAAUAUUAUCUAUGUUUUUACAUGUCCAUGCAAGAAAUAUGAAUUUAUCGGUUCUACAAGUCAAGGUGUAGUUGAUGUAAUACAUUAUUAUCGACGAUCAUUAAAUGUAUAUUUACAUGAAUAUUUUUUUGGUUUAUAUAAUCAAACUUCAGCAACAACAACCUCAUCAUCAUCAUCAUCAUCAUCAUCAUUAUCAAAUACUAAAUUAUUUAGUUCUGUCUGUGACCAAUUACUAUAUGAGCAUGCGAUUAAAUGUCCUGCUAUUUGGCAAGUUUUUCUACAAUAUAAUCCAGAUUAUACUUGUUUUAUUCCUUCGUUCAUACUACAAAAACCGAUCUAUGGUAAUUUGAUCACGAUGGAUAAUCAAUUGAAAAUGUCGAAAUCAUCAAAUGAAAUAUCAAAUCUUAAUGAAACAAUAUCAUUGACCACAACAACAAUUGUCAUGAAAUCAGAACAACAACAGCAACAACAACAACAACAUGAAAAGCAACAUGAAUUCUAUCAGCAAUGUUCUUUAAAACAAAAAGUUACUUUACAUACACCCGAUCUUUAUCGUUUCUCUCUCAUAGCCAUUCUUCCAGAGUCUGCUUCAAGUCUAGUGCGUACUCUCAUUCAAGGUCUUUUUAUUCUACAUACAGAAGCAAAAUUAAAUGAAUGA